Balaenoptera acutorostrata (minke whale) is the source of this 4399-nucleotide messenger RNA. RefSeq names its product WD repeat domain 5B (gene WDR5B). NCBI's taxonomy places the organism in Eukaryota, Metazoa, Chordata, Mammalia, Artiodactyla, Balaenopteridae. Gene Ontology annotation, molecular function: protein binding. The record is from RefSeq and is a predicted model, not a curated record. Bases 147 to 1136 code for a protein of 329 amino acids. The transcript has 2 exons.
CGCGUUAGUUCGCUACGCAGCGGUGUGGAGAGUGAAUCGCAGGCCUGGACCUCAGGGAACCGAGCCCACGCAGAAGGGCCAAAAUACUGGCUGCCUGGUUCAGGACCGGACAUCUAGCCAGCCUACAGACUUGGAGCUUCAGAGUCAUGACUACAAAGGAGUCAGGAGGUGCCAAAGCAGAGUCGGCUCUCUCUUCAUCAGCCAAUCCGAGCAAGCGUGUGUCUGAAAAACCAAACUAUGCUCUGAAAUUUACUCUGGUGGGACAUACGGAAGCAGUAUCAUCAGUUAAGUUUAGUCCUAAUGGAGAAUGGCUGGCAAGUUCUUCUGCUGAUAAAGUAAUUAUAAUUUGGGGCGCCUAUGAUGGAAAACAUGAGAAAACACUUAAAGGACACAAUUUGGAAAUAUCAGAUGUUGCCUGGUCAUCAGAUUCCGGUCGUCUUGUUUCUGCCUCAGAUGAUAAAACUCUAAAGAUUUGGGAUGUGAGAUCUGGAAAAUGUUUGAAAACGCUUACAGGGCACAGUGAUUAUGUUUUUUGCUGUAAUUUCAAUCCACCAUCUAACCUCAUCAUUUCAGGAUCUUUUGAUGAGAGCAUGAAAAUAUGGGAGGUGAAAACAGGAAAGUGCCUUAAGACUUUGUCUGCUCAUUCCGACCCAGUUUCUGCUGUUCACUUUAAUUGUAGCGGGUCCCUGAUAGUGUCAGGUAGCUAUGAUGGUGUCUGUCGAAUCUGGGAUGCUGCAUCAGGUCAGUGUUUAAAAACACUUGUUGAUGAUGAUAACCCUCCUGUCUCUUUUGUAAAAUUUUCUCCAAAUGGUAAAUAUAUUCUCAUUGCAACUUUGGACAAUACUCUUAAACUAUGGGAUUACAGCAGAGGCAGAUGCCUGAAGACAUAUACUGGUCACAAGAACGAGAAAUACUGCAUAUUUGCCAGUUUUUCAGUUACUGGUGGAAAGUGGAUUGUGUCUGGUUCAGAGGAUAACCUGGUUUACAUUUGGAACCUUCAGACUAAAGAGAUUGUACAGAAAUUACAAGGCCAUACAGAUGUCGUAAUCUCAGCAGCUUGUCAUCCUACAGAAAACAUCAUUGCGUCAGCAGCAUUAGGAAAUGACAAAACAGUUAAAUUAUGGAUGAGUAAUUAAACCCUUUAGAAAUCAAGUAGUAGAGUCAAAUCGGCCAAAAAAAAAAAAAAAAAAGGUUAGGUAUUAUAAAAGAUGGUUUCCUCUCAAUUUUGGAAUGGUUUUGUAUUUUUUUUAAAACAUUGCCUUGAAUUACAAGAUUUUAAGACCUCAAUUUGCAAAGCAACACAGUUGGAAAAGCAAGUCUAGAUCCCAGGGCUUCUGACUUUAAUCUUGAGGUCUGUUAUUAAUCUCUUGUGUCUGUCCUUGAGCAGAUUCUCAUUCUGUUCCUCUCAGUGACUAUUCUAGAGGAUCACUGUAUUUGACAAAAAUUUAGAAGUAAGGCUCACAAGACAGGAUGACUGAUUAAAUGAGGGUAGCAAUGGAGUCUGGAAUAACUCCAGGGUGUUUGGUUUGGGCGAGCAGAUGAAUUAAGAGAAUAAGCCUAGGAUGGUGGUGGAUUGGAGAUUUAUGUCAGAUGCCACUCACACACUUUAAGUGAUAGCCUACACGAUGGGACGUGAAAUGGUCCAUGGAAUCAAGUUUGUAAAUUGGGAAAAAUAAGCAAUGGUUGUGUUUGUUCUGAGAGUCUAAAAGUUUUAAGUUUUUAUCAAAAUAAAAAUAAACCAGAACAAAAUUAUAAAGGCAUUUUACUGAAGGACCUCUCACUACCUUGUCAGACUGCCCUCUCCUGAUUCUCAGGGCAAGCUCAAUGUCUGUAUGAGGCUGCUCUCUUUCAUUAGGUCUGACCUAACCCUACCCAUGCUACAGACUCAGUUCAGAAAAUCACCACUUUGUGUAACCAUCAGUGGCUGCCUGCCUGACAGCUAAAUUCGCUUUUCUUGCUUCUUGCUAUAGCUUCUGUUAUAAAAUUCAAAAUGUAUCAUUUACCAAUUUGUGUUGUAAUGGUUUCAUGGGCCAUGUGUCUGGUAAACUAUGAGCUCUGCGGAGUCAAGUAUGUUUUAUUUAUCUUUGUAUUCUCACUUUUUGUAUAUAGGAGGGACUCAAGUAAUGUUUGAUGAAUGACAAUGAAUUAUACCACCAUCACAACUUCAUUCCUUACCUGCUUUCAAUAAGUUUUCGGAGUCAAUUCCCUAUACUGUUACUUUUGUUGAUUAAAAGUAUCUAACCAGGGCUUCCCUGGUGGCGCAGUGGUUAAGAAUCCGCCUGCCAAUGCAGGGGACACCGGUUCGAGCCCUGGUCUGGGAAGAUCCCACAUGCCGCGGAGCAACUGGGCCCGUGAGCCACAACUACUGAGCCUGCGCGUCUGGAGCCUGUGCUCUGCAACAAGAGAGGCCGCGACAGUGAGAGGCCCGCGCACCGCGAUGAAGAGUGGCCCCCGCUCGCCGCAACUAGAGAAAGCCCUCGCACAGAAAUGAAGACCCAACGCAGCCAUAAAUAAAUAAAUAAAUAAAUUAAAAAAAAUAAAAAAAAAAAAGUAUCUAACCAUAGCCUCACAUGUUAACUUUAUUCAAACAGGGCUUACAGGAAAUAUAAAGUGGAAAAUGUUUUCUGCCCAUUUUACCUAGAGAGACAUGAUAAACAUGAAAAAAUAAUCUAGGAAUUAAGCAAAACAUAGUACAAUGAUCACUUAAUUGAAAGUAGGUAUUAUAGAAUACAAAAGAAGACGGUUUUGCCCUUGUUGCUUUUAAUAGUGCUCAUGAAAUAUUUGCUUGACAAGUUGUAAGCAAUAUAAGAUAGUAGAGUUACUAGUAGGUGAGUGACUGCUAAGAAGUUAAUAAGUGAGGGUACUGGGAGAAGUGGGAUUAGAUAGGGGCAGGUCCUAAAUACUGGUCAUGAAAUUUAUAUUUAACCCAAAAAGAGGUAGUCACUAUAAGUUAUUGAAUAGGAGAGUUGACACAAAAUGAGAAAUGAUUAUAUAAAUUCUUGCUGCAUGGUAGCAUUUUUGAGCUUUGACUUAAUCAUACAUUUUAUUACAAUGUAUCUCCAAGAUACAACACUUUAAAAUGCUUCUUUACAAGUUAAAAAUGGUAUUGUUCUAUGAAGAAAGAUAAUACACUUUUAAAAAGAAGUACAUUAGAUUUUACCCAUAUUUAAAACCCAUAUUUAGAUAAGAUGUAACAUGUGUUCCAAAAUAAUCAAGAAAAACUAAUCUGCUAAAAUGUAUACAAAGCAAUGCUUUUUGAUGAUAAAUUUGCAAGUGAUAAAAAUCGAAGAGCUUGAUAUCUAAAAUGAAGCUAAGGUCAGAGUACUGUGAAGUAUAUAGACAGACACAAUUAACAUCAUCAGAUAGAUUAUGAAGCUGUCGGUAGAGUGGUGCAUUACAUUUUACCGCGUAUUUUAUUAAACCAAAUUCCCAAACAGCUGCAUACAUUACUUUUUAAUCUGCUAUAACCCUCUGAAGAGAACCAGCAGGUUGGGAUGUUUAUGCGGACCUGCCAUCCGUUAAUACUAUUGAAGCACAUGAGAAUAAAUGAAAUACUUAAAUAGAAACCAGCAUCCAUACCUAAGUGUGAGACAACUUGGCACCCUCGUCGAACUGUAAAUAAGAUACAUACCAGAUGCAAAUGCUUAUUUUUCAACACUAAUUUAAUAAGAAAAUGCAUUUGACAGAUUUGCAUAACUGAGAAAUUUAGUGUAAAGGCAGAAAGAAAAGGACCGGUUGGGAAUUGUAAGCCAUGGAGCAGAAGAGGUGACUGUGCUGGCCCCAAGCAACUCCAUGGCGCUGGGAUUUCAAAAUCCUCAGAAACUUGUGGCCAGACCUCCAUCAUCACCUUGCCGGGACUUUUUCAAAGACUGUUCUCCUAAAAGCCUCUGUCUACCAGCACGCCUGACAAAGGCAUAGUGUGGUCUCGCUGCUGCCCAGGGCUCUUGAGAAACACCAGGGCAUUUGGGAAGGUUAGCGCUCCAACGUGCACCUGGGCAGUGUACUCAGCUGGCCCUCCUUAUCGCUUCAGAAAUGAGGACACAGAAGAGAGAGAAAUGCAGAACUAGAAACCAUUUGGCUUCCGGGGAGAUGUCACUUUGGUAAUGGGAAUUAAAGUAAGAUACGGGACCUGACUCUCUAAAGAAGAGUUAAUAUUAAAGUUCAAGUAAGUUGUCUCACUUUUCAUUCUUUCAUUUUCUCAAAAAAGCUGAGGCUGCAUUUAACCUGGAUCAAAGCCGUAAAAUAUAGACAAGUCAUUUCUUUAAGAAAAUUUAUUUGUAGCUCUAGAGCAGAAUUAGGGAACUCAUACCACAUUCAUUUUAAUAAGGCCUGUUACUGCAACAUUGUUUCUAGAUUUUCAAAAUCCAGCCAACAUGGAUAUCUCUGCUACUCUGUUUUG